Dicrocoelium dendriticum is the source of this 2869-nucleotide messenger RNA. The record is from the annotation of a GenBank genome assembly. Lineage: Eukaryota; Metazoa; Platyhelminthes; Trematoda; Plagiorchiida; Dicrocoeliidae.
AUGCAUCCGUCACACAGUGAAGUUGAAGACAUUCUCGCAGCGGUCGAGCAGUUUCUAGAUUACUAUCAGUUCCGUAAGACCCUGACAAGUUUCAGAGAUGAAUCGGAGCCCUUUCGCAGCGUUAGGAUUCAAGAUUGGCGGCCAGUGGAAAAUUUCUCCAAAAAGCUUGUGGUUCUUAAGCUUUUCAGAAGCGGCGAAUGUGAACAGUUUUUCGAGUCACUUUCGCAGCUUUUGCCUGACCAUGUGACACACGAUAGCGAAUUCCAACGCUUAGAAUUCGAAUUGAAUCUUUACUUUGCCACUUACUCCUGGAAUACCAAAAAUGCGGAAGAACACCAGAAAGCAAUGAAAUCGUUUCGCCAGUACUUGGAAACGAAAGGAUCUCAGUUAAGUCAAAGCACCGACCUUUUACCAUAUUACGCUCUCCCCUACGUCCCAAAUCCACGGGAGCACCCGACGUACCAACGUCUAUUUACAGAUUCUUGGAAGUCCUCUAUACAACAGAAAUUAUCCUCCUUGCUGGACACUGUUCUUACUGGGGGCAAUAUCGCAGUUCCGCGUUUAGUCAAGGCCCUAACGGACCACAAUGUAAAACGGGAUGCAACUCUUCGCCAGUUGACGAAUGAACUUUCGGAUGCCGAAAAGCGGGCCUCACAGGCGCAGCGGCGUUUUGUGCGACUUCAGUGGGACUAUCAAACGCUCAUUGGCGUGACAGCAGACCUACUGGAUGCACUAGAAAGCAGUUUGAAGGGUAUCAAACUGGACGACGGGGUUGUGCAAAAAAUUUACGCUCGUUUGGUUGGCGCUCAGCCUGGUGGGUUUAAGCCAUCAGGAGCCACCUUAGAGUGUGCCACAACCACGGGCCUUUCAUUAAAACAUCACUCAAAAAUUGGCGCACCUCCUGAAUUGACCUCGGGCACGGCGGAGCGGAUUAGUACCAGAAAUGAUGCACUGGGGCCCCCAUUGUGUGAACUGGACUACAGCAAGAUCAAAAGCAAUAUCCAGCUGAUCGAUGAUCGUAGAAAAUGUUACCUACUCCAAGCACUGCGCUGGAGGCUUACCAAAUCUACUGUGCAACAACGUGAACAAUGUCUGACCUCUUUUGUUCGUCGAGACCUGUUGGAUUUAACAACUUUGGGACCUCAGACCGAAGUUACAUCGUCAAAAGCUCCACUUCUUGCGUGCCUUCAAUCGAAACAUCAUCGAGUGCGAGAGUACAUGGCGCGCUUCAUCAACGCUUUGGCCUCUCUAUGUCGAGGCAGAGCAUACUUGGCUCAGAAUGCAGCAGUGGUGAAGAUUCUCAUCGUUGAAGUUUUAAAGGAGCACGAUGAGUCGGUAACGCGUGAAAAUUUCAUCGGUGCUCUCCAGAAGAUGAGUCUGAGACGUCCAAUGCAAAGCAUCAUGAUAACCAUGUCAGUCAUUCCGUGGAUUGUUGGUCUGCUGGAGAAUGCGGAUAAUCUCUCAGAUUACACCCUGGAGUACGCCGUGGCUUUGUGCAUGAAUUUAUGCUUGCGGACAGCCGGCAAAAAGAACUGUAUACCAAUUAGCGCACGUGUCCUCAAAGCUCUCAUCAAUAUGCUGGACAGUGACAACAUGGAUAUCGUACCUUACGUGAAUGGCGCUCUGUACUCCAUUCUGGCAGUCCCAGAAAUUCGCACAGUUGCAAUCACAAUGGGGUUGCAAUCUGUGUUGGAUAGUCAUAUCAAACCCAAUCAGCCAGAAAUGAAUAAACAAUUUGAGUUUAUCAUCCAAAGGCUUCGCUCUAACGAGUCCAGUCAACUGGAUGAGUCGGACGACGAGUUGGAUGAUGAAGAUGACGAGGAAGACGCCUCUACUCUGGAAUCCGAUUUAGACAGACAGGACAUGCCUCCUCCGGAAGCCGCAGAUUUAGCACUCGUGGAUGGUCUGGAUGCCUCACUCAAAGAUCCGAAAUUGUGGGUCGGUGAAGGUCUGCUCAGGCAAACUUAUGCUGCGAAACCGACACUUCGCGGAGAAGCGAACGGGAGCGUGGAUUGGUGUGCACCAUUUUUAGCACGAGAUAAUGAAGCUCGAAUGUCUUCAGCCAGCUUCAAAUUUAACGGAGUUCUGCAAAGACCAACUACUCCUGGUCAAUUGUCGGCACAAACAUCUUUGUCACUAAGUCGACCAUGCUCGGCACAUAGAAGAAACGUCGAGCGUCAAUCAUCGGUGAAUGAGGAAUCAACAUUACCUUUGUACCUACGGGACAGUCUGGCCACAUUGUCCCAAGGCUUCAGUGAAGCUGACCGUACCCCAAGAGCUUCGCUGAACUUCGAACAAUGUAUGAUGGACAAUGCCACCGGGGGUCAAGCUCCAAAAUCGCCUGCAGCCUCUAAGUCGAAAUUCAUACCAACUACAUCCUCUUCGGUCGGCAAACGCUCCGCAUUCGAAAGUCGUCCGAAAAUACCCCGGACUCCAGAAGCAACAUCGCCUACACAUCAUCGCUACUCCGACUAUGACAAAUAUCAAACGCCUGACUCCACUGUUACCAGCACUUCACCCAAGGUGAAUGAGUCGCAAGAGAGCACAGUAAAUUGCAACGAUCAUGCACUGGAAAGUCAAUUGGAGUCAAGAAGUUCAAAGAGAUCGGACAACAGGUGACUCUCAUCUUGUCAUCGGAAACUUGUUGUAAUUGCCUGGGAUAUCUGGAGACAACCCUACAGUUUUUCUACACGUUUAUUGUCCAGUCACCGCCUUCUUAUGCUUACCCUUGUAAAGUGCACAUCCGGUGUGCUAACUGCGAUAAUCACGUACAUUUCUACACACCAUAUACCUGCCAUUCGAUUCUUCGGUAAUCUUAACUGUUCCUAAGCGUGACUGUCUCUCGAAAUGCAAAUCUUUGAAUCAACAA